This is a messenger RNA of Dentiscutata heterogama, 434 nucleotides long. Lineage: Eukaryota; Fungi; Glomeromycota; Glomeromycetes; Diversisporales; Gigasporaceae. The record is from the annotation of a GenBank genome assembly.
AUGGCUAGUAAUGCUGACGUUCAAGCAAAAUUACGUGGCUUAGUAGACACGCUACUUGGAUGCCUAAAAGAUAUUAAAAAUCCUCCAGUUUUACAAAAUUCUCUAAAUUUUGAUGCCACUAUAAUUAAAAAUGAACUUGGAAAAUUGGGGUUAAUUUUAGCUAACGAUGCUACAAAGAUGACUCUUGCAUGUAAACCUCCUUGUACUCCUUCAGCGGCAAUAUCUACAAUCAAUGCGAUAAGCGAAACUUUAUUUCAUAUUUAUGGUCACAUUGCAUCCGUGCCAUUAUCUGCAGGGAAAACGUUUACUAAUGAAAUAAAAUCCACAACUGGUGAUAUUAUUUAUGCUUCGGCUGCUUUGGCAAAUUCAUUUCUAGAUUCUCCUAUAGACAUGAAUGCAAAAAAUUAUGGUCACCUUAUGUCAACUGGAAUUCU